This is a messenger RNA of Capronia coronata CBS 617.96, 780 nucleotides long. RefSeq lists its product as uncharacterized. The transcript has a single exon. Gene Ontology annotation, cellular component: Dsc E3 ubiquitin ligase complex. NCBI's taxonomy places the organism in Eukaryota, Fungi, Ascomycota, Eurotiomycetes, Chaetothyriales, Herpotrichiellaceae. Gene Ontology annotation, biological process: SREBP signaling pathway; protein processing. Bases 1 to 780 code for a protein of 259 amino acids. The record is from RefSeq and is a predicted model, not a curated record.
AUGAAUAAUGACGCCGUACCCAUCCUCUCGCCUGGUUCAGAGCAGGGCACACUGCGCGCCCGAGAUACGAAGACCGAUCACAUUGACUCCCUCCUGCACACGCUCGAUAGCCUGAUUUUCCUGCAGCUGGGCAUCUUGUAUUUCUGCGACAACCUCACGUUCCUCCUCUUUCUACGCGCCUUUUCGCAGGUCCUCCACGUGCGACAGCCAGAGGCGCUACAAUUACCUCCGGUCGUGUUCGCCAACCUACUGUGUUUCGGAGCUCAUCUUCUACAACAGAGACCCGGGGCCAAGUACAUCCAUGGCGGCUUGUUGAUUGAUUUUGUCGGCGAGUUUGCGCCUUCAAAAUGGAGGAUUUUAUUAUUGGAUCUGGUGUUAUUCGGGCUGCAACUACUCAUGCUGGUGGCUGGGUAUGAAAAAACGACCAUUUCAGGAGGAUCACGGGUGCAGGAAGCACGACCGCCGCAAGACCUAGAAAGUGAAGAGGCUGGUCAACUUCGGGCGAGAGACCAACCAUCCGAAAGCGCGGACGGCAUCGAACUGCAAAGUCUUUUACCCUCUCGAGCGAGCGAAGACCACCUUGUCGCACCUGGCGCGUUGAAAGCGGGCAAUGUCGAAGAGGACGAACUGAUAGUGCUGGACAUACGAAAAGGAGUAAGGGCUCUGCUAAGGCGACCUCCACAGCCUGCUGCGCCCUCAACCAUGGACAGCCCAGCGGCUCGCGCAGGGUUUGCGAAUAUGCUGGCAAGGAUCGCGGCAGCAAGGGCAGCGACCGGUUGA